Thlaspi arvense is the source of this 1860-nucleotide messenger RNA. The record is from the annotation of a GenBank genome assembly. Lineage: Eukaryota; Viridiplantae; Streptophyta; Magnoliopsida; Brassicales; Brassicaceae.
AUGUCUGUCUAUCUUCUGUACGAGGUUGGUGAUGCUCUUUUAUCUGUAGAGAGCAAGAGCAAGAGGGUGUCGCUGAGGAAGAAAUAUAAGAUUAUCAGAAAGGUGAAAGAGCACCACAAGAAGAAAGCGAAGGAGGCCAAGAAGCUCGGAUUGAAUAAAAAGCCUAAGGUCGAGAAGGACCCCGGCAUUCCCAAUGAUUGGCCUUUCAAGGAACAAGAGCUCAGGGCACUUGAGGCUCGGCGCGCUCGUGCAAUCGAGGAGUUGGAGGCAAAGAAAGCUGCCCGCAAGGAGAGGGCAAAAAAGAGGAAGUUGGGUUUGCUGGAGGAUGAUGAUAUCUCCAAAUUGGCUGAUAUAGCUGCAACAAAGGAGCAGAAUUUUGUAGAGGGAAAGGAUGCUGACGAAUCCGCUGCAGUUGGUAAAAUCAGGGAUAACUCAGAGAGGUCUUUCUUCAAGGAGUUGGUCAAAGUAAUUGAAGCAUCAGAUGUUAUUUUGGAAGUGUUAGAUGCUCGAGAUCCGCUUGGUACCCGUUGCAUGGACAUGGAAAGGAUGGUGAUGAAAUCAGGUCCUGAGAAGCAUAUUGUAUUGCUUCUUAAUAAAAUAGAUCUAGUACCCCGAGAAGCUGUUGAAAAAUGGCUGAAGUAUCUCAGGGAGGAGUUGCCAGCAGUUGCCUUCAAGUGCAGUACCCAGGAGCAAAGGUCAAACUUGGGUUGGAAGUCUGCUUCUAAGGCUGCAAAAUCAAGUGAUCUCCUGCAGACAAGUGAUUGUCUUGGAGCUGAUACUCUUCUUAAAUUGCUAAAAAAUUACUCAAGAAGUCAUGAGAUCAAAAAGUCAAUUACAGUGGGUGUCAUUGGCCUCCCUAAUGUUGGGAAAAGUAGCUUAAUCAACAGCUUGAAGAGAUCUCAGGUUGUAAAUGUUGGUGCUACUCCCGGAUUGACCAGAUCGUUGCAGGAAGUUCAUUUAGAUAAGAAUAUCAAAUUGUUGGACUGCCCUGGUGUUGUAAUGCUUAGGUCACAGGAGAAUGAGGCAUCUGUGGCUCUUCGAAAUUGUAAGAAGAUUGAGAAAUUAGAGGACCCAAUUGGACCAGUGAAGGAAAUUCUCAAACUUUGCCCCAAAAGAAUGUUAGUAACGCUAUAUAAGCUCCCAAGCUUUGACUCAGUUGACGACUUUCUGCAAAAGCUGGCUACCGUUAGGGGUAAGCUCAAAAAGGGUGGUGUUGUGGAUGUUGAAGCUGCUGCAAGGAUAGUUUUGCAUGACUGGAAUGAAGGUAAAAUUGCAUAUUAUACAAUGCCUCCAACAAGGAAUCAGGGAGAACCAUCAGAAGCAAAAAUUGUUUCAGAAUUUGCAAAGGAGUUCAACAUUGAUGAGGUUUACGGUAGUGAAUCUUCAUUUAUUGGGAGUCUCAAGCCUGUGGAUGAUGUAAAACAUGUUGAAGUUCCUUCAUGUGGCCCUCUUAAUUUUGACGAGCAGAUGCUUGAGAUAGAGGCUGAAACAAAGUCCCAACCCUCGAUUCAAAGCCACAAUCAGCUUAAUGAUACAACUGAUAAUAGUGCUGAUGAGAUCAUGGAUUCUGAAGAAGAUGUUGCACCCAAACCCCGGGCCAGAAGUGCCGGUAGCAGACAGAACGAAAAGUUAUAUGCCGAAGAAGGCAUGCUUAACACCAAGCUUAAGAAAGCUGAGAAGAAGAGGCGGAAAAAGGCAGAUAAACUAUCGGGGGAUGGUAUGGAUGAUGAUUAUGACUUCAAGGUGGAUUAUGCAAGGACAGAAUCUGCCAUGGAUCUUGGUGAGGAGAGUGAGAAGGUUGAUGCUAGCAGUCAAACAAGAUUUGACGUACUUACGUCUGGAGUUGAGCUCGAUGAUUAG